AUGCCACGCUUUCUCUGUUUGCCCGGAUACCUCCAAAGCGGGCGUGUCUUUGCAGAAAAGUUGUCCGGGUUGCGUAAAAUGCUCACCAAGAAACUAGGCUACGAGCUCGAGUACAUUGACCCGCCCAUCUUGAUCCACAAGAAAGAGCUGCUUCCAUUCCAGCUUGGAACUGACGAGACCGAAAGUGAGCAGAGGUGGAACGAUCUAGUCUCAAAGAACGUUAAUAGGUGCUGGUGGGAUUAUCACGAUGGGAUCUACGAGCAUUUCCAAGAAGCAUACGACUACUUGGUAGACUAUAUUAGAAAAAACGGUCCUUACGAUGGGAUCUUGGGGUUUUCUCAGGGAGCUGCCAUGGCGGCCAUCAUGGCUAACACGAUUGCUUCUCACGAAGGGCUAGCUGAAUUUAAAGUGGCCGUUUUGUUCUCUGGAUUUGCAUUUACUAUCUCCAGCAGAGAUGCCAAAACCGAUGAGGAGCUGGUGGACGACUUCGCUGCGAGACUGUCGUUGAAUAAACUGUACGAGAAGUACUAUAAAAGAGGAAAGCUGGACACGACGUUUGUUUCCAUUUACGGAAAAGAGGAUGCAGUUGUCCCGCCAGCGAGGUCUCAGUACUUGAACAGGUUGUAUGGAAACGCUGUGAAUGUCUUCACACAUGACGGUGGGCAUUUUGUGCCGAAUAAGAAGGAUGUAUUGCAGCCCAUUGUGGAUGUAAUAUGGGGAGCCAUCGAGUUAAAGCCAUUCCUUUGA
This is a messenger RNA of Candidozyma auris, 747 nucleotides long. Its product is annotated as putative serine hydrolase. Gene Ontology annotation, cellular component: cytoplasm; nucleus. Lineage: Eukaryota; Fungi; Ascomycota; Pichiomycetes; Serinales; Metschnikowiaceae. The transcript has a single exon. The record is from RefSeq and is a predicted model, not a curated record. The coding region runs from base 1 to 747 and encodes 248 amino acids.